Molecule: messenger RNA, 1023 nt
Organism: Molossus molossus (Pallas's mastiff bat)
Lineage: Eukaryota; Metazoa; Chordata; Mammalia; Chiroptera; Molossidae
Gene: DNAJC17
Product: DnaJ heat shock protein family (Hsp40) member C17
Exons: 11
Coding region: 53-964 (303 amino acids)
Biological process (GO): spliceosomal complex disassembly
Cellular component (GO): spliceosomal complex
Molecular function (GO): RNA binding
Source: RefSeq, a predicted model, not a curated record
GCACGCUUAGACUCUCGGGAGUUGUAGUAGGAAUCCAGUCAGAGUUGGAAUCAUGUCGGUGACCAAGGAGCUCUUACAGAUGGACCUGUACAAGCUACUAGGUAUUGAGGAGAAAGCGGCAGACAAAGAGGUGAAGAAGGCAUAUAGGCAGAAGGCCCUCUCCUGCCACCCAGACAAAAAUCCGGAUAAUCCCAGAGCAGCUGAACUCUUCCACCAGCUUUCUCAGGCCUUGGAGGUACUGACUGACGCUGCAGCCAGGGCCGCGUACGACAAGGUCAGGAAAGCCAGGAAGCAGGCAGCAGAGAGGACUCAGAAGCUAGAUGAGAGGAGGAAGAAAGUGAAGCUUGACCUAGAGGCCCGGGAACGGCAGGCUCAGGCCCAGGGCAGUGAGGAGGAAGAGGAGAGCCGGAGUACCAGGACACUAGAGCAGGAGAUCGAACGCCUGCGAGAAGAGGGUUCCCGGCAGCUGGAGAAACAGCAGAGGCUGAUCCAGGAGCAGAUACGCCAGGAACGGGAACAGAGGUUGAGAGGAAAGGCAGAAAAUCCUGAAGGCAAAGGAACUCCCAAGCUAAAGCUCAAAUGGAAGUGCAAGGAGGACGGGUCGAAAGGUGGCUACUCCAGAGAUGUCCUCCUGCGGCUUUUUCAGAAGUAUGGAGAGGUGCUCAACCUGGUACUUUCCAGUAAGAAGGCAGGCACCGCCGUGGUGGAGUUUGCAACCGUCAAGGCUGCGGAGCUGGCUGUCCAGAAUGAAGUGGGCCUGGUUGAUAACCCUCUGAAGAUUUCCUGGUUGGAAGGACGGCCCCAGGGCAAGGAUGGCCCCAGCCACCUAGGACUGUCACAGGGCUCUGUGGUGUCCGAGAGGGACUACGAAAGCCUCGUCAUGAUGCGCAUGCGCCAAGCAGCUGAGCGGCAACAGCUGAUCGCCCAGAUGCAGCAGGAGGACAACGUGGGGCAGCCCACAUAGCCUCCAGCCCUACUACUCCACAGCCCUUUUCUUAAACCUCACCAAUAAAUUGUUUUUUU